AUGGACCGCCGUCAAAUCCAAGAUCAAGAAACCUCCGCCGCCAAGGGAACUCAUUCCAAGUUCCCAAAAGUCGCCGACGAGUACGAAAUCCAAUCACAAAUCGGCGCGAGCGACCACAGCACAGUCUACAAAGCAAUAUGCAAGUCAGCAGACACACCGACGAUCGUCGCCAUAAAAAUCAUCGAUAGCAACGUCGAAAUUGACCAAACUGCAAUUACGAACAUCAACACAAAUCUCUCCUUCAUCAACCACCCACAUAUCCUGACCCCUCAUUGUUGCUUCACCGCUCCCGACGGGCGCCUAUGGAUCGUAAUGCCAUUCAUCCCCGCCGGCCCUCUACAAGCCAUAAUCUCCCAACGAUUCCGAACCGGCUUACCGGAUCAAUUCAUGUCAAUUCUUAUCAACCAACUCCUCCGUGCAUUGGUUUUUCUACAUGAAAAGGGGUUGGUUCAUAAAGCCGUGAAAGCAAGCAAUAUCUUUUUUGAUACUCAUGGGUGUGUAUUGCUAUCAGAUUUGGACGUUUCAAAGGAGAUGAAGAAAGAUUGUUCAUCGGUGCCGUAUUGGGAUCCACCGGAGGAGGAUUAUAGUUUCAAAUCAGAUGUAUGGUCGGUGGGGAUUUUAGCUAUGGAAAUUGCAUAUGGGUGUCCUCCAAUUUAUGAUCAAAAGGUAAUCAAAGCGCAAUUCUCCAAGAUUUCUAGGCGAUUUCCUUAUGAUUUGAAUUUGGAUAAUCGAUCAGGGAAGAGCGUUGUUCCAAGGAAAUUUGGUGAUACAUUGAAGCAUUUUGUGGGUUCAUGUUUAGCUAAAGAUCGAUUUGCAAGAGCUUCGGCAUUGAGUUUAUUGGAUCAUCCAUUCGUGAAGAAAGGGGAAAAUUCAAAUUUUUUGUUCAAGAGUAUUGCUAAAGGAAUGGUGGGAAUUGGGGAGAUGUUUGAGCAAGAUAAGGAUAGAAUCAUUGAUUUGAUGAAGAACGAGGUGCAAUUGGGUGAGAGUAGUCAAGGUGGUGGGAAGGUUUUGAGGAUUACGGGAUGGGAUUAUAAUAAUUUCUUGUUUGAAUUGGAGCCUGAUGAGGAAUCAUUUGGGAAAAGGGUUAGGUUUCGUGGGGAGACGGUGUUUUCUUAUAAAGAACAAGAACAAUGUAAUAAAUUUGAUAUGAAAUCUUUGAUGCAUGGUGGGAGUAGUGAUGAGAAGAAGAAGGAGGUUGAUCAAGCUAUGGAUACUGAAACGUUGGCGACGUUGUUGUCUUCGUUGCUUGAUAAUAUUGAUACACAAAAGGAAAUGGUUUCUAUGUUGAUGAAUCAUUGUGGCUUUAUGCAUGAUAAGGAUUUGGAAAUGGUUAAGCAAAUUAAGAGAUUGGAGGAUGAGUUGGCUGCUGAGAAAGAAAAAAGCUUUCAAUUAGAGCUUAAUUUUGAGCUUUUGAAGCUUAAACUUCCCGAUUCUGACGAGGAACAAGAACAAGAAGAGUAUGAACCCGAACCAGAACCUGAACCAGAACAACAACCCGAACGAGAAGAAGAAGAAGGACCAAGAGAACCAGAACCAGAAGGAGGAGAAAAGGAAGAGGAUGUCCAAGCAUUGAUGCAAAUCUUCGGAUGA
Molecule: messenger RNA, 1590 nt
Organism: Cucurbita moschata (crookneck pumpkin)
Lineage: Eukaryota; Viridiplantae; Streptophyta; Magnoliopsida; Cucurbitales; Cucurbitaceae
Product: serine/threonine-protein kinase BLUS1-like
Exons: 1
Coding region: 1-1590 (529 amino acids)
Biological process (GO): protein phosphorylation
Molecular function (GO): protein serine/threonine kinase activator activity; protein kinase activity; ATP binding
Source: RefSeq, a predicted model, not a curated record